Acinonyx jubatus (cheetah) is the source of this 1272-nucleotide messenger RNA. RefSeq names its product LLP homolog, long-term synaptic facilitation factor (gene LLPH). Gene Ontology annotation, cellular component: nucleolus. The record is from RefSeq and is a predicted model, not a curated record. The transcript is spliced from 2 exons. Gene Ontology annotation, molecular function: RNA binding. The coding region runs from base 393 to 833 and encodes 146 amino acids. Gene Ontology annotation, biological process: dendrite extension. Lineage: Eukaryota; Metazoa; Chordata; Mammalia; Carnivora; Felidae.
GAUGGGACAGGGUUUUUGGUUAAAAAAAAAUUGAGGUAUAAUGGACAUACAAUAAAUCGCGCAUUUAACGUGUACAAUAGGUAAGUUUUGACAAAUGUGUACAUACGUGAGAUCAUCACCCGUGAUGGGAAAACGUAAGGGCUGCAAAUAAAGAUUUCAGUUUCCCUUCUAGAAGAACACGUGUCUGGAACGAUUCAGUCUAAGGAAAUCCAAGAGUAUCGUGUGAAUGGUGAUGUGGGACCUGAGAUGUAAAGGGAGACUCUGGGCUCACUACUGGGCAGGCAGGGUCACCUGGCCAGAAUCACUGUUUGUGUCACCGUGUCGGAGAUACCCCGGUCACGAUCGGGAAACUGGUCUAGCUGGCGCCCCAACAGCCGUCCGGAUUUUCCGCAAUGUCCAAAUCCGUCUUGGGAACCCACAGGGGAGGAGCCAAGCUCCUAAAACCGCACCCCCAUCAGAGGGAGGAAGUGCGUCAGCGCCAGACUCCAGAAGGCCCCGCCCCUCGAGGCCUUCCGGGGCAUCUUGGCUCCCGGCAUGCAGCGCGCCCGUCCGGGGCUCCUGGAAGUGCGUGGAGGGCACCGGCAGGAAGGCGGAAGUGUGGAGGCUUCCGGUCAGCGUGGUCUGCGUGCCAUCUGCGAGUUUCUGACUUUCCUGAUGACAUGAAGAUGGAGACUGAUAUUAAGAGAAACAAAAAGAGUCUUCUAGACCAGCAUGGACAAUACCCCAUAUGGAUGAACCAGAGACAAAGGAAAAGGCUGAAGGCAAAGCGAGAAAAAGGGAAGGGGAAAAGCAAAGCAAAAGCAGUAAAGGCAGCAAAGGGUUUGGCCUGGUAGACUCUUUAAAAAUUUGAGAAAUCCUACAUGGGACAGGUCUUCGAUUAGAAUGUAUACGUGGAUUUCAGCUUUCACCAAAUGAAAACUGUGUUUCCAGAUUUAACUUGGCCUUUCUCUUCAAACCCAACUUAACUCCUCAAAUUUGUUUUGGGAGCUUGAUAAAAUAUUUUCUUUGAUAAAUGAAAGCGACACCGGUAUUUUAAUUGGAUGCUGUCCAAUGUGCAGGGGUUCUCAGACUUCAAAAUUCUAUUAAGUGUUACUGUGGUUGUAAUUGUUUGGUCUCCAUAAAGAUAAAAGAAGAUAUUAUACUGACACAUUUCAGCUAAUUCAGGUUUAAAGAAAACUUACACAACUAAAAAUAUGUCAGUGGAUCUUAUAAGCACUACUUGUUUAGAGUUUUGAUUUUGUUUAAUUCAGAAUAAAAGAUAUUUUGUCUAGA